CAGGACAAUUCAUUUCAGUCAGGAUGGGUCCCGACUUGUUAUUCAUAACUCUUCUGGGUUUGACGAUCACUGUUCAUGGACAAACUCCAUCGCCGGAACAACCAUCGAUAACAACCUUUUUACCAGAUCUAAUUCCUGAAGACUUACCAGCGCCGGGCACUUUACCACCACCCGACGAUGGCGUAGUAGAACCGACGCCAUUAAAUACGCAGCCCGCUGUGAAAGAAGCUAAACCAACGGGCGGACCGCUAGCAGGGAAUAUGGAGAUACCUACGAUGGACUUUGAGCAGUCAGAAAACUCUAGUCAAACCUCGCCGGUGAUCAGUGUGUCUCCGACUGCUGACCCACUGCCAGGUCAACCGUCAACCGUAGUUAAAUCUGAUGAAGAGCCAAGUGAAACCAGCCCACCCAGAAACAAUACACUGGUUGAUCUUCAGAACGUGGCAAAAUACAUACAGGACCAGAUCAGGGAAUUAGAUUCACAAUUAUUGGCAUUAGAUACCGCCUAUCGUACUGGACAAAUAACAAGAUCAACAAGAGAUCCGAACGCUGUUGCUAACAGAAGGAGGCGCCGCCAGUUCGAGGGCGAUCUGAGAACCAUCCAGCAAGAAAUUAGUCGACUGGUACCUCAGCCACAACCAUCAGUACUCCCCCCGAUUGUUUCCCGUUCAGCUGGAUCCGCCUCACCAUCAUACGAAGCACUUCAAGAAGAACUUUUCCGAAUACGUGUGCGGGAAAGGUACAUUCUCCGUCAAUUACAGAUGCUCUCGGCAAGAAAUGCUCGACCCCUUGGGAGAGGUAGACUGCCCGCUUCAAGGAAUGUAUUACUAAGAAGACGACCCAUUACAAGGCGACUAAAUUUCAGCAACACGCGCCGACUUUCUCGUAGGAGAACUUUAACCGGAAGUGUAGCCGAAGGAAAUGUGCCAGGUUCUCGAAUGCGGCUUCUGUAACCGAACAACUUAAGACCAGGAAAAUUACACACCAAAUUCCAUAAUUCAGUUCAACCCUGUACAUGUGCUAGUAUCCGUCAUAUUGCAAAUAAAGGAAAUACAGUUUUCCAUAUGCAUAAUUCCAGUUCUACAUGAUCAAAUUA
This is a messenger RNA of Ostrea edulis (European flat oyster), 1096 nucleotides long. RefSeq lists its product as uncharacterized. The transcript has 4 exons. Bases 24 to 953 code for a protein of 309 amino acids. The record is from RefSeq and is a predicted model, not a curated record. Lineage: Eukaryota; Metazoa; Mollusca; Bivalvia; Ostreida; Ostreidae.